UGUUCAGUGAGUCCACGGGUUGAGACGGGCAUGUAUAAAUGAUGGGGUUUAGACACUAAUAAACCGGGUAGACUAAACGUAUGCGUUUACCUUUUGACAUUUUUUAUUUGAGUUUAUCUUUAAGUAAUAUUUUCAGCUUUUCUGAUAAAAACGCACUAUAGGAAGAGAUGACCGUACUGCAACAAAAAAACUGUUCAGAGACAUAAAUGAAUCGCACAGAGCUGCAGGCAUGAAUUCUAUAGGAGUUUCGUUUUUGGAUCCUUUGAAUGAUUAUGAGAUUGUUAAUCGGAUCGGGAGUGGGACGUACGGCGAUGUUUUCAAGGCUAGAAACAUUAAGAGCUCAGAAAUGGCUGCUAUUAAAGUGGUUAAACUGGAUCCAGGUGAUGAUAUCACCUCUAUCCAGCAGGAAAUUACAAUGAUGAAGGAGUGUAAACAUAAGAACAUUGUCGCAUAUUAUGGCACUUACCACAGGAACACUAAACUAUGGAUCUGUAUGGAAUACUGUGGGGGAGGAUCACUGCAGGACAUUUACCAGGUAACUGGCCCUUUAAAGGAAAAACAGAUAGCUUACAUUUGCCGGGAAACACUCCAGGGUUUAAAUCACCUCCACGAGACAGGCAAAAUACACAGAGAUAUUAAGGGAGCUAACAUUCUUCUUACUGAUCGAGGAGAUGUCAGAUUGGCUGAUUUUGGGGUUGCUGCUGAAAUUAGUGCUUCUGUUGUCAAGAGAAAGUCCUUCAUAGGAACUCCCUACUGGAUGGCCCCUGAGGUGGCAGCAGUGGAGAAGAAGGGUGGAUAUAACCACCUGUGUGACAUCUGGGCAGUGGGAAUCACAGCCAUCGAGCUGGCAGAAUUACAACCUCCGAUGUUUGACCUUCACCCCAUGCGUGCUCUUAUGUUGAUGUCCAAAAGCAGCUUCCAGCCUCCCAAGCUUAAAGACAAGAGCAAAUGGUCUGCAGGUUUUCAUAGCUUUGUGAAGAUGAGUUUGAUCAAAAGUCCUCGCAAGAGACCAACAGCUGAAACCCUCCUGCAGCACCCAUUUGUAACACAGCUAUUGACCAGGAAAUUGAUGAUUGAGUUGCUGGACAUGGCAAAUAAUCCAGACCUCCACCAUUAUAUCAGCCCAGAAGAAAAUGAAGAUACAAAUGAUUUAGCUCCAGAUAAAAUCCAGUCUGAAGUGAAACAUUUGCCAGUGGAGAGGAGUUUAUCUGAAAAACAGUUUGACCUGGUAAAGUUUACCCCUCCUAGGAGAAAAGAGACUGAACCCUAUUCGGACAUGGGUUCUUACGAUGAUUGGAGCAUAUCUGGAGAUGAACCAGAGUCACCGGGUCUGCUGGAAAGUGUGGAAGAGGAGUUACAGCAGAGGAGUUUAACAGUUAAAAGACUCUCCUUUUUUGAGUGGGGUCCGAGAAAGAGUGGACUGUUCAGCCCACCACCUUUAUCCGGUAUGGCAUCACUUCCUCCUAUGAGUUCUUUAGAUCUAGAGGACAAAGACCUGACACUUCGACCAAGUGCCACUUUGUGCCCUGAAACUGCACUACGUCCAAAAUCAGUGCUGUUAAGAUGUUCAGGAAGCCAGGAUGUGCGAAAAUGGUGCAGUGACCCAAGUGUCACUGAUGAGAAAGAUACACAAGACCAUCAGAGAACUCUUACACAAACUCUUAGCAGAGACACGCCUCUCUCUCCAGAAUGGAGCACCAUGAGAAAGAAAACAGAAGACUCUAGAGCUGAUUCUCAUGGACUUCCUCCCACCCCCCAAGUCUAUAUGGGUGCUUGUUUUACAAAAGUCUUUAAUGGAUGCCCACUCAAAGUUCAUUGUGCAGAGACAUGGGUUUUACCCAAAACCAGAGAUCAAUAUCUUAUACUGGGGGCAGAGGAGGGUGUCUACAUUCUUAACCUAAAUGAGCUGCAUGAAGACACUUUAGAAAAGUUGCUUCCACAGAGAUGCACUUGGUUGUAUGUCAUGAACAAUGUUUUAAUGUCCAUCUCCGGGAAGUCGUCUCAACUGUACUCUCAUAGUCUGACAGCUCUGUUUGAGCAGCGGGGACACCUGCAAAGGAAACAGGGUCACUUGGGGCACUUGUCCCUUAGCACUAAUCGUUUCACAGAUCGGAUACACAGGAAGUUUGCUGUAUCUGUAAAAAUUCCAGACACAAAGGGCUGUCGAAAAUGCAGUAUAGCUCGUAACCCAUAUACAGACAGCACAUUCCUAUGCGCUGCUGUUCCCUCUGGGCUUAUUCUGCUUUUGUGGUAUGAACCGCUGCAGAAGUUCAUGCACCUGAAGCACAUAUCUGUACCCCUACCUGACUUAUUGCCCAUCUUUGAGCUGCUGGUGUUAAUGACAGAUGAGCUUCCUCAGAUAUGUGUGGGGGUCCGUGAUGCCCCCCCUAUCAACCACCAACAGCAAAAUGGGCAGCAGCUCAAGUUUGACAUCAUCCAACUAAAUGGCAUGGCAAACCCUCAGCCUGAUAGUGAGACAAUAAGAGCUGUACAAGUGACACAGCUGGACAGAGAUACAGUCUUAAUUGCUUUGGAAAAAACAGUGAAGAUUGUCAAUAUGCAGGGUGUUGACAGUAAGGAGUUACCAUCUCAACUGGAGUUUGACUUUCCAAUUGAGACUUUAGUUUGUUUAGAAGAAAGUGUUUUAGCUUUCUGGAAACAUGGGCUUAAAGGGUGUAGUCUGCACAAUGGUGAGAUAACACAGGAAAUCACAGAUGACAGCAGAGUGUUUAAAGUUUUAGGAGCACACAGAGACAUCAUUUUACAAAGCACCCCAACUGAAAACCCUUCAGCAACUAGCAAUUUAUAUAUUUUGACUGGCCAUGAGAGCAGCUACUGAGGAAAUCUGUUGGACAGAGUGGACAAGAAUCUGAAGAUCUUAGAAAUCCCGUCAUGCAACACUAAGAAAUGUAAAAUUUUGAGAGACCGAAUGCAUGAAAAGCAGUGUAUUUUAAAACUGUAUGUCUGUCUCAUUGCAUGUGUAAUGCAAGCACUGAUUGCCCUUUAGUUAAUCUUACUGGUACACAUUCUGAGGGUAGAUAUAGGAAAGUGGAUGCAUCGGUUCUUUCGUUUCUCCCUCUAAAGACAUUGCUUUUGGUUGUUGAUGAGCCUCAGUAUGAUAUAGAUUUAAUGUUUCAAUAUGGAUAAAGAAUAUUAAACAUCUCUUUUUUUAAGUUGCAAAGAUAAUGUGACCAAUUUGAUAUAAAUGGUUUGUAAAUAUAAAUGUCUAAUAAACA
Paramisgurnus dabryanus is the source of this 3236-nucleotide messenger RNA. It is a transcript of the gene map4k2, whose product is annotated as mitogen-activated protein kinase kinase kinase kinase 2. Gene Ontology annotation, cellular component: cytoplasm. NCBI's taxonomy places the organism in Eukaryota, Metazoa, Chordata, Actinopteri, Cypriniformes, Cobitidae. The record is from RefSeq and is a predicted model, not a curated record. Gene Ontology annotation, biological process: intracellular signal transduction; protein phosphorylation. Gene Ontology annotation, molecular function: ATP binding; MAP kinase kinase kinase kinase activity.